AUGUCCAACGCCCUCAACCUGUCGCUGGCGCUCGGCGUCUUUCUGCUAGCCUACUAUGGCUUCUCCGUGAUCCAGUACCACAUCAAAACCCGCAAGCUCGAAAAGAAGUGGAAGUGUGGUAAGCCCAAGGAUAUUUCACGAUUCCCCUUUUCAGCCUCCUUCUUCAUCCCCUUCCUGGUUGAGUCCAAGAAGAACCGACUGCUCGAGUUUGUUCAGUGGAUGUUUGAGUCCCAGGUCUACCCCGGUUACACCUGCAAGACCACCGUGUUCGGCGUUGACAUGUACCACACUGUCGACCCUGAGAACCUCAAGGCUGUUCUAGCCACCCAGUUCAAGGACUUUUGUCUCGGUGAGCGACACGCUCAGUUCCUCCCCGUUCUUGGCAACGGUAUCUUUACUCUUGACGGCCAGGGAUGGCAGCAUUCUCGAGCCAUGCUGCGACCCCAGUUUGCUCGAGAUCAGGUUUCCGACGUUGAGAUGAUCGAGGAGCACAUCCAGUACAUGACCUCUCGAAUCCCCAAGGAUGGCUCUGCCUUUGAUGCCCAAGAGCUCUUCUUCAACCUGACUCUUGACACUGCCACCGAGUUCCUGUUUGGCCAGUCUGUCGGUUCCCAGACCGUCGAAACCAACCCCACUGCCGUCCCCACCGAUAUGCCCGUCCAUCUCCGAAAGUCUUUCCAGGAGGACUUCAACACCGCUCAGGAGCACCUUGGCCAGCGAGCUCGUCUUCAGAUGUUCUACUGGGCCUGGAGACCCCGAGAGCUGUACUCUUCUGGAGAGCGAGUCCAUGCCUUUGUCGACCACUACGUUAAGAAGGCUCUUGAGGAGUCCGAGAAGCACGUUGACGACGGUAAGUACGUUUUCCUCCGAGAGCUUGCCAAGGAGACCAAGGACCCCAUUGUUCUGCGAGACCAGGCUCUCAACAUUCUUCUUGCUGGCCGAGAUACCACUGCUUCUCUUCUGUCUUGGUGCCUGUAUCUGAUGGCUCGACGACCCGAGGUUUAUGCCAAGCUGCGAGAGGAGGUCAUUGAGAACCUUGGAGACGGUGAGGAUCUGUCCACCAUCACCUUUGAGUCUCUCAAGCGAUGCGACUACCUGCGAUACGUUCUUAACGAAGUCCUGCGACUCUACCCCUCUGUCCCUGCCAACAUGCGAUACGCUACCCGAGACACCACUCUUCCCCGAGGAGGAGGACCUGACGGAAUGCAGCCCAUUGUCGUCCGAAAGGGCAACCUCGUUUCAUACCACGUUUUCACCACUCACCGACUCAAGGAGUUCUGGGGUGAGGACGCUGAGGAGUUCCGACCCGAGCGAUGGUACGAGGAUGGUGCCUCCCAGGCUAAGGGAUGGGAGUACCUGCCCUUCAAUGGAGGACCCCGAAUCUGUCUGGGCCAGCAGUACGCUCUUACCGAGGCUGGCUAUGCUCUUGCACGAAUCGCGCAGCUCUACGACACCAUCGAGAACGCUGACGACAAGCCUGAGCCUCCCGUCAAGUUCCAUGCUCUGACCAUGUGCCACCACACUGGUGUCCUGGUCAAGCUCUACAACUCCAAGACCACCAAGGCUCAGUAA
Molecule: messenger RNA, 1572 nt
Organism: Yarrowia lipolytica CLIB122
Lineage: Eukaryota; Fungi; Ascomycota; Dipodascomycetes; Dipodascales
Molecular function (GO): iron ion binding; heme binding; oxidoreductase activity, acting on paired donors, with incorporation or reduction of molecular oxygen, reduced flavin or flavoprotein as one donor, and incorporation of one atom of oxygen
Source: RefSeq, a predicted model, not a curated record